Messenger RNA from Knipowitschia caucasica, 1404 nucleotides. The record is from the annotation of a GenBank genome assembly. Lineage: Eukaryota; Metazoa; Chordata; Actinopteri; Gobiiformes; Gobiidae.
AUGUCAGGUGUUGCAAGUCGAUCACAGUGCACCCCAGGAACAACAACAACUGUGUUUGCAGGGAUUGGACAGGGAGAGAUCGGUGGAACCCGUACGGCCGCCAUGCAUCGCUUACAGAAGAUACCGUCCAUUGUGAUGUCGCACAUCCACACGAGCGCCCAGGUUUCUGCCCACAUGCACUACAAAAUGCUGGUGCUGGGAGGAGGAAGUGGUGGCAUUACAAUGGGCGCCCGCAUGAAGAGACUGUUCGGAGCAGAAAAUGUGGCUGUAGUGGAGCCCAGUGAGAUGCACUACUAUCAGCCCAUUUGGACCCUGGUCGGUGCAGGUGCAAAAACCUUGGCUUCCUCGGGUCGCUCCACAGAGAGUCUCAUGCCCUCUGGAGUCAAGUGGGUCAAAUCUAAAGUUCAGGAAAUAAAUCCAAACACAAACACAGUGAAGACUGACGAUGGAACAGAGAUAACCUAUGAGUACCUGAUUGUGGCUCUUGGUCUGGAGUUACACUUUGAAAAAAUUAAAGGCUUGCCAGAAGGAUUUGAACAUCCAAAGAUCGGCUCAAAUUACUCCAUCCAGACAGUGGAGAAAACAUGGAAGGCACUUCAAGAUUUCAAAGAAGGAAAUGCUGUGUUUACUUUUCCAAACACUCCAGUGAAGUGUGCGGGGGCCCCACAGAAGAUCAUGUAUCUGUCCGAUGCAUAUCUCAGAAAGACUGGGAAACGGAACAAGGCCACAGUUAUAUACAACACUUCUCUCCCGGUGCUGUUUGGAAUCAAGAAAUAUGCAGACGCUUUGUGGGACAUCGUGAGAGAACGUGAGCUACAAAUCAACCUGAGGAGAAACCUGAUCGAGGUGCGAGCGGACAGACAAGAGGCCGUGUUUGAAAAUCUGGACUAUCCCGGAGAGACCACAGUGAUUGAGUAUGAGAUGCUCCAUGUCACACCCCCAAUGGGCCCCAAUCCAGUUGUUCAAAACAGUCCUUUGAGCGAUGGAGCCGGCUGGUUAGAUCUCAACAAAGAUAAUCUCCAGCACAAUAAAUAUCCAAAUGUGUUUGGCAUCGGAGACUGCACCAACUUGCCAACGGCUAAGACCGGAGCUGCCGUGGCUGCUCAAUCUGGAGUCUUACAUCGAACCAUCAGCAGAAUACUUAAAAAUCAGAAACCUGAUAAAAUUUACGAUGGCUACACGUCUUGCCCAUUGGUCACAGGAUAUAAAUCAGUUAUUUUAGCAGAGUUCGACUAUAACGGGCAACCACUGGAAACAUUUCCCAUAAACCAGGCCAAAGAGCGGCGGAUUAUGUACCACAUGAAAGCAGACGUGAUGCCCCAUCUCUACUGGCACGGGAUGCUCAGGGGACUGUGGGGAGGGCCGGCUCCAUAUCGGAAACUGAUGCACCUUGGAAUGAAAUAA